UUCUUCAACCGCGCCGCCCUCUUUGCUCUUCUCCUUCUCCUUCUCCUUCUCCUCCGCGAAGGCCUAGCUUCGAUCUCUUCUCAGCCGCGAUGGGGACGCCGGAGACAUCCAGGGAGCCAUGCCCUGAUCGAAUCCUCGACGAUGUGGGUGGUGCCUUCGGCAUGGGUGCUGUUGGUGGUUCUGCUUUCCACUUCAUCAAGGGCCUUUACAACUCCCCCAAUGGUGUGCGUCUCGCCGGUGGAGUUCAGGCUGUGCGUAUGAACGCUCCCCGGGUCGGCGGUAGCUUUGCCGUCUGGGGUGGUCUCUUCUCCGCCUUCGAUUGCAGCAUGGUUUAUGUCCGUCAGAAAGAAGACCCGUGGAAUUCGAUCAUCGCAGGUGCUGCUACUGGUGGAUUCCUGCAGAUGCGUCAGGGGCUUGGCCCGGCCUCCCGAUCCGCGCUCUUUGGUGGUGUGCUCCUUGCCCUAAUCGAGGGCGCUGGCAUCAUGCUCAACCGCGUCCUUAGUGUACCACAGAACCUCCCUCCGAUGGAGGAUCCUGCAUCUGUUGGGUUUCCUGGGGCUUAUGUGCCGCAGGGCAUGCCUUCUCCGCCAACGGUAGAUGAACCUAGCACUGCAUCGUCGUCUUCUUGGUUUGGAGGUUUCUUUGGGGGCGGGAAGAAGAAAGAUGAGGUUAAAGAUGGGUCUGGAAGCGGGAAAACUGAGAUCUUGGAGAGUUUCGAUUCUCCUAGCGCUCCUAUACCAAACUUCGAGUUCAAGUAGAAUAAAAGCGAUAGGUAACUUUCAUGCGGACAGCUGAUAGCCGAUGAUUCUUGAAUACACCCAAAAUUGUGUUGCGAGACUGUGAAGCCUAAAACUCUAUGAAAUAUAUUCGUAUUAGAUUAAGCGCGCUUCGUGUCUUCUACAUAAAUUUUCUUCUUUUGAGCUGUUUAUUUGUAUUUGUCGGAUAGAAACUGGUAGGUUAUUAGCUUUGCUUACUAGGUUCAUCUCUUAAAACUAAAGGUUAUGAAUGACACAGGAGACUGGAUCCUGGACAUUGCUUUUGUUGGCUGAGUCAAGAAAAACAUUGAUACAUCUGUCCCAAAUUUUGUUAAUAUCUGUGCUACUGUAUGAAUGUCCCGACUUAAUGAUGGUUUGCAUUUUA
Messenger RNA from Dioscorea cayenensis subsp. rotundata (Guinea yam), 1140 nucleotides. Its product is annotated as mitochondrial import inner membrane translocase subunit TIM17-2-like. Bases 90 to 758 code for a protein of 222 amino acids. Gene Ontology annotation, biological process: protein import into mitochondrial matrix. Gene Ontology annotation, cellular component: TIM23 mitochondrial import inner membrane translocase complex; mitochondrial inner membrane. Lineage: Eukaryota; Viridiplantae; Streptophyta; Magnoliopsida; Dioscoreales; Dioscoreaceae. The record is from RefSeq and is a predicted model, not a curated record. The transcript is spliced from 2 exons. Gene Ontology annotation, molecular function: transmembrane protein transporter activity.